CACGACGCGCGAAAGCGAGGAAGAAAUCCGGUGACAAUGUCGCCAAAGUUAAUGCAGAUGGCACAAGACCCUUGGAUCGGUCGGCGUCUAAGACCCAAUGCACCGGUCCACAGACCUCGGGGCUUGGCGACCUCCAUCGCCAGAUUAGUGGAAGUGGCAGCACUCCAUCUACUCCUCCACCUUCACUCCACCCUCGCCACUGCAGUGAGACCGGCAGUUUAGCCUCAUCCACCCCGUGUACUCAGCGCCAGACUUGUGCAGGAGACAGUUCACCAUCAACUCCCCCACCUGCACUACCUGUCAGGCUGCUGUCACAACACAGCGCGCCCUGCAGCAGCAACAGUAACUUCAGCCCUCACUUAGCGGGCAGCAAAACGUGUGUUUACGCAUCCGCGGAUGCGGAAUAUUGUGCUUCCAGCAUCGCUGCUGCUGCUGUAGCUGCUGCAGAGCACGGCAGCAUGAGCAGCUGCAGUGCUGUGGUGCUGCGCGAGUGCGUGCUGUGUCUGCAAGACGUUCCUGCUGAUCAGUUCCCCAAGUUGUUCACGUGUUCACACUCGGCAUGCAUCACGUGUCUCAAGCAAUACCUCGCCAUGGAAAUCUCAGAGUCACGUAUCACCAUCACGUGUCCUAAGUGCAGCGAGCUUAUGCACCCAACCGAUAUCCACCAGAUCUUGAACAACUCAGCCUUAUCCUACAAAUUCGAAGACUUCAUGCUACGGCGCGUGCUGUCUACUGACCCCGACACAAGAUGGUGUCCGGCACCUGAUUGUGGUUACGCCGUAAUAGCCUCAGGCUGCGCCAGCUGUCCUAAGCUGCAGUGUGAGCGACCAGGGUGCGGCAGCCACUUCUGCUACCACUGCAAGGCAGAGUGGCAUCCCAACCAGACUUGUGACAUGGCACGGGGACAGAGAACUCCUCACUUCCCUUAUAAUAUUUCGUCUUCACAUAGCGAUGACGACGUGAAAGCGUGUCCACGAUGCCAGGUGCUCAUUGUCAAGAUGGACGACGGGUCAUGUAACCACAUGACGUGCUCGGUGUGUGGUGCAGAGUUCUGCUGGUUGUGCAUGAAGGAAGUUUCUGAUCUGCACUACCUCAGCCCUUCGGGCUGCACUUUCUGGGGCAAGAAGCCCUGGUCACGCAAGAAAAAAGCCUUAUGGCAGCUAGGCACGCUAGUGGGAGCGCCCUUGGGUAUAGCAUUGCUCGCAGGACUCGCUGUGCCCGCUAUCAUCAUCGGCAUCCCGAUCUGGGCAGGCAGGAAGGUGCAUGCCAAGUACAGUUCUGCUGGGAGACACAAGCGCAACGCUAUGGUCGUGUGCAGCGUUGUCUGGUCGAGUUUGCUGUCUCCCGUGAUCGCGGGAGUUGCAGUCAGCAUUGGCGUGCCAAUCCUCCUUGCGUAUGUGUACGGUGUGGUGCCAAUCUCGCUGUGCCGUUCUGGAGGAUGUGGUGUCAUCACGUCCGCAUCUGGCGUCAGGAUAGCAUUUGAUGACGAGGCUGACAACAGCAACACGCCAGCGUCAUCAGCUGCUCUCACCGCUGCCAACAUCGCCAUGAGCGGAGCCGCUGCUGUGCGCAGCUUCGCCAGAUUAAACGACGGCGGAGUCUCAAGCGUGAGCGGCGUUGGCAGCGCGAGCUGCGAUGGCGUGAGCACGGAGAGCGUGGCUGGCGUGGACGGUGGGGGCGAAGAACCUGACAGAGAGAGCGCCAGCAACGUGGCCAUCGCACCGCCUUCUUUAGCAGGAUCGAUAGCCUCUUCUUCAUGUUAUGGUGUUCGCUCCCACAAACUGGAGGUGCACGUUGAGAUGGGCGGCGACUACACGUCGUCGCGCAUCACAGGCGGUGGGACGAGCAGGUGCGGUGUGGUCCAGUGCCGCGCACCUGACACUGAUUCUCUCGCGGUAUCAGAGCGCUCUGUCAACACUCCUGACGUUGACACAGCGUCUACACGCGCUCUUGCUGGCUCCGUGCAGCGAUAUAAGGUACAGGAAGAAGGGGAGCACUGCACCGUAGUGUCUUUAAGCAACGUAACGAACGUGGCCCAGGCGGGCGACAGCGCCAGCACGGUUAUGUUGGACGCCUCGGACUGCGGCGCCCACAGCAGCGUCGGUGUCAUCGCCAACACCGAUAGCGUCGCCGCGCCGUCCAUCUUGUCGUCUAUCUCUGCCAACACGACCACCAACUUGUAUAUCCCCGAGGGAGGCUGUGGUAGGGACGGUCUUGGCAGGGGAAGCGGUGACGCUGGUAUAGAUGACGACGUUAGCAUUCAUCACCACCAUCAUGAUCACCAUAGAGUGCAUCAUAAUCAUCACCACCACCAUGAUCACCAUAGAGUGCAUCAUAAUCACCACCACCACCAUCACGAAGCGACAAAUGAUGAUGAUGCUACCGACUACUUGAGUGGUGAUGGAGGUAUAGAUGGAACGACUGAUGUUAGUGACAGACACGAUCCUCUGCAUGGUAGCGAUCCAAGGCUGGACAGCGUGAGUGCCAUCAUCACGGCACGUAAAUUCUCCGCUCACUCUAAGGGCGUCACGUUCUCUAUUGGAUCCGCGUCAUCGCAGAGCAGAGACCACAUCUCUUUGAACCUCGAAGAUCAUUUUUCGGAGACUGGCUCUGGUGCCUCUGUGUCCUGCGUAUCGGCCUCUGCCAUGUCGGGCGUAUCAGCCUCGGCGCUCUCAAGUAUUUCUGCCUCAGCCGUGUCUGCAGCCUCAGGGUCUCUUGGUAACUUCUCUUCAGGUGCAGAGAGGGAACAACAAAGCUAUCCCAUUGACGUUAGCGGCGGCAGUAAAAUGCAUUACUGUGCGUCAGGUGAACGUGGGGAAGCUGCUUUUAUGGAAAGUUGGUAUGAAACUAGCAAUGGUAAAGGAUCCGAUGGUGAAAAUAACCUAACAGGAGCAGCUGACCUCAGCAGUGUCAGCAGCUGCACGGUUAAUCAAAGCUGCUGUGAUUCCGACAGCCCCCAGAACACCUUUGGACAGGCUCUUGAUUACAGAGAGGCUUAUGGCGCAGGACAUUACAGCCCAAACAGAACCCCUGCGAACCUGAACAUGCCUGUGUCAACUGUGGCGGCGGAACAAACCGCUGCACUAGAAUGUGUUGACGCUGCUAUCGUGGACAGGAUUGCUGCAAUUUCAAUCGGUGCGUGCGCCGGAAACACGUAUGCCGACGCUGGUGUGUCGAGAUGUGGUGGCAAUGAGAGUGAGUCUGAAAGCACACGACCGACUUUAUGCCAAGGUGUAAAUUGUCCCCGUAGCUUUAGUGAAUUCAAUAACCCUGGACGUGCUCCUUUAGAGCGACAUCGCUCGGUUCCCGAAACCUGCGGAGACAGCAGUUCAAUCCCCGGUAUUGAACAUGGCGCAUCACAGAACUCGUCGACGCAAGCCCCUGGUUAUGUAUGUGUUCAGCUCUCGUCGUCCUCCUCACGCGAGGCUUCUAAACGCACCCAAUCUUUGAGCCUCCUGCACAGCUGAGCGUCAAAUACCGCACCUGGUCAUGUAUCUCUCUUGCAUAGUAAUGUAGCUUCUGUUCAGUACUAAUAAGGCUUUAGUGAAGCCUCUCUAGAUGUUGCGAUGUCAGCCUCUAACUGUGAUAAUAAGUAAGUAGUUUAAAUCUCUUGAUUAUGCUGUCUUCAUCUUUCUAAAAUUGUAAUUUAUGGUGUUCUGUACUAUAUUAACUUGUCACAUUGUUGAGUAGUUAAACAAUCGUUUCAAGAUGCGAUGUUCUUUGAAUGCUCAGAAAAUUUGUGAUGUUGUGAACCUGAAAACUCUACAGUUUUCUUGUCAUUCACUCUCUAUAAGACUGUAACCAACGUCAGUCUGUACUAACUCGAAACUUUUUUCGAUAAAUUUAGGUUCCUUCUCUUGUUUAGUAUUUUUAUUGUUUUAAUUUAGGUACUGAAUUACCUAGAAAUUGUCUUCGCCACUCUACGCUUUUGACUGAGAUCAUCUUUUCCAAUGAUUUCUACAGAGUGCGGAACGUACCGUAGGUAGGUUAUUAAUUCCGUCAUGGCAAAGCGCUCAAGUUUCCCGAAUAUUAAACUUCCUGAAGAUUGUCUUCUCUUAAAUAUCAUGCAAUUCUGUGUAUUAUACUGGCUCUCUGUUUGGCCACAUUAAUUCUUCCAUUUAAAUUUCUCAAAGAGCGUGUGUGCUCAACUAUUUUUAUUGAUAGCGAAUUUCCAUUAUGAUUCACGAUCAACAUUUAUUCUCCAUUAGUUAUAAUAUCAUAUUAUGUUCAGUGGACGAUGUGAAGUGUUUUCUUAGAUCUUGGGGCGAAGUCUUGCUUGUGUACUUCCUAUUUACUUGUUCAUGUAUUGAUUCAUUGUCAGGUUAAUCGAUGAAAUUGUCGAUUUGAGGGUAGUUGCUAUUUGAUGUUCAUAGUUCCCGCCAUCUUUUGUUGUUGAGAACAAAACUGCAGAAUAAUGCGCUAGAUUAAAUUCAACUACCGAGGUUUACUUGCGUACUUUAAUUAUAUUUAAUCGAUCACUUGUCUUGAUUUUCUCACUCACGUUCCUCAUGACAUAUAUUCUUCGAAUACAUCAACAGCUAACAAUGUUAUUGGGAUUGUUAAUUUUAUAGUAGGACUAAUACUAUACUCGUAAGUCCUUUUAACGUCAAAAUAACCUUACCAUCGGCGAACAAAAGUUGUCUACUGUUAAAUCACUUGUUUUCUACUGUUCGCGAUUUUUCUGAAUGGGUGAAAUUACUUUCGAAAUAACCUCGUUCCUUAUUCUGUUAUGAUCUUCUAAUGCUUUAAUCUGUCCAUUUAUUUUCUUGCCAGUAUUAUUCUUCUCGUUAUUGUGCUGGUAACAUUAUGUCCUCUUCAUUGUGAUUUUUUUAUCCCAAUCAAUUGUAAGAUUGACCAGGAUUCUCUCUGUGGAUUUACCCAUUUAUCCAUGCUUAUGUACCAAGCUUUUCCGCUACUGCGCCUUCAGUUUGUCCGGUUUAUUAGUGCGAGUCUUUUCUGGUUUAUUAGUGCGAGUCUCUUUACAGCACACGCUGCUGUCAUGGUAUCUAUUUCGUUUUGCCAUCUUUAAUUAAAUUAUCGAUUUUAUCUGAAUCCAUCCAUCGGUUGAGCCGGUGACUGCUGAACUUCGUUUGAUUAUCUUGCACUGACGAUUUUCUACUUUGCACAUAAUUUUGUUGUUUUGAAUUUUGUUUCCGGCAAAGAAUAUUUAUCACGUGGAAUUAUCAGUUAUUAGAUUACACUUGUUACGGACUGAUCUCUGCAGUGCUAUUACUUCACAUAAAAUGUUUCCCCUGGCGAAUAUAUCGAUCACUCUUCAGUUUUCAUAUGUUAACUGUCACGGACACUGAUUAUUGAAUCUCUCGAUUAUCCAAAAUCGAAUCGUUUUUUCGAGCCUGCAUGUUAGGCUAUGCAGUACGAAAGUCUGGAUGAAGAAUUUUUCUAAUCUUUUUUAUCUCGAAUAAAGUUAUGGUUGUGGAAGGUGCUAGUUUUAUCCUUUGCUUUGAACAGCUAUAUUUAACCUUUCGAUUUUAUUUGACGUUACUUCGAAUGGAAAUGACUUAUUAUAACCUAAGUUUCUCUAUAUUUUCAAUGGAUGUAGUGUGAACGACAAGUCAGGCCGCAAUAGUUCCUUGUUGACAGAUCGUAAGAUAGAAACUUUGAUAUGCGAACGAACAUUGUAUUUAUGAAACCUAUACGAAACUAUGUUAAUAGUUGGUUGUUGUAUUUCUUUUGCAUUGAUUAUUUUAAUCGCUAGCUGACAUUGUUUUCUGCAGUCUUGCGACAUUAAGAGAAAAAUAAACUCAUUCAGGCAUGAUUGUAUGAAAUAGUGAGGUAAACAUCUUCAAUAACUUUAUGUAUUUACCGCGUAUACGCUAUCGCCCGCGUACCUUCCUGCGUAUUAUGCGUUCUAUUAACCUUAAUUGUAGCUCAUAACUAUCAAUUGUGAUUGCUCUUCCUAUGAGUCUUUUACGUCGGUGUGGAGAUAAGGAGUCUCCCAUUCUGUGCUCAAUGCUGUCUCUCAUUGCCGUGUGUGUAGUUUUGUAUAUUUCUACGUUAGCGCGUACGUCACUGGAGGAGAUUCCUGGCACUAAUUUAUUGUAUAGAUUGUGUGUACAAGGGCCACGCGUUCCUUGUAUACCGUAGGGCAGGUUAGCGUCGAAAAACUGUCUGUGUGAUGUCAUUUUUUCUUGGACAAUAAAAAAAUGCGCUCUUGAA
Hyalella azteca is the source of this 6177-nucleotide messenger RNA. RefSeq lists its product as uncharacterized. Gene Ontology annotation, molecular function: ubiquitin conjugating enzyme binding; zinc ion binding; ubiquitin protein ligase activity. Gene Ontology annotation, biological process: protein polyubiquitination; ubiquitin-dependent protein catabolic process; positive regulation of proteasomal ubiquitin-dependent protein catabolic process. Gene Ontology annotation, cellular component: cytoplasm; ubiquitin ligase complex. The coding region runs from base 459 to 3467 and encodes 1002 amino acids. Lineage: Eukaryota; Metazoa; Arthropoda; Malacostraca; Amphipoda; Hyalellidae. The transcript has 8 exons. The record is from RefSeq and is a predicted model, not a curated record.